GGUAAGUUAUUGAGGGGGUAGAAAGAGACAAAGUUGUUGGACUAUGCGGUGCCCACGGGGAGGGAUUUUAUUUAUCUGGACCGACUCGGUUUAGCUCAGCACCGGCCUGCUGGGAGAGUAGGAGUAACGGAGCGCCGGCUUAAAUCAUUUCCGUUUCUGUUUCCAAACUUUACAACGAGUCCCGAACUGGAUUCUUUUUCUUCUCCUCUGUUUGAAUCGGGAAUGAUAGAAGCAGCCGAGUCCGAGCCCAGCGGAUGGACGUGCGGACGGAGUCCAGCCAGUUAGUGUCCUGCGUGUGUUCCCUCUCUUUAAAGGCGGUGUAAUGUUAUUGUGAGCACAUGAGAUGAACGGCAGACGUCGGCUGAGUCGACUUUCUGAGCACAAGCGGGUUUAUUUUCUCGUCUACACUGGACCCACAUGAAGAGGCGACGGUCUGCAUCCUGCUGAACGUCUCUGCUUUGUGUUUUCAGAGAGCAGAAGAAAGAAAAACCCUGGACACUGAGGAGACUUUAGCCAAGAGGAUUUCAGAGAGUUUAAUUGGAAGGAGACCUUUCCGAUGCGGUGGGUCGACAAAGGAAGCCCUCUGCCUUCAUAGGUCACUCCAAAGUGUCCAUGUUUCUCUUAUUUCCUGGCUGGACUGGCCUGAAUCUUUUGUUUUAUUUCCAUGGAGUCUUCCUCACCACAGCCUACCUGUGCCUAUGGGUUUCUCACUCGUAGACUUAAAUCAUGGUAAAGCUUUGAAAUGGCUUAAAUUUUCCUCUUAAUUUAUCUCCUUUGUAUUUAUUGUGUGUAUAGAUGUUGUCCUUGUGAUUUCAAGAAUAUUUCUUUGUUAAAAAGCUCUGUUAGGGUUUGAUUGAAAUGGUUUCACCUAUUUGAGCAUCUUUGUUCUGUUGUACAUCUCCCUCACACUGUAUCCGAGUAAAUUAACGUAAAGGAAGACACUGUAAGACUUGACUCUGAAGGCACAGGGAGGCUUUGAUCAUGGACAGGCCAAUAAGCAAGUUACUGGGGAAGCUGAAGCUCACUGAUGCAGGCAGUGUGAAAUUCAACAGCUCCAAGAAAAAACAUGAUUCUGCCAACAACUCUAACAACAGCAACGCUAAUGCUGGCGUCUCUGGAGCUCUGCCCCCUCCACCGUCUGCUCCCAGCUCUGCAGCCGCCUCACCCCCAAGACCCGGCCAGUUCUCGCUUGCCUCCUCGACCACGAAAGAUGCAUGUGUUCCAGCGAGUGGGUUAGGAGGAGGAAUAGGAAUGGCUCCCGCUCCGCUCCUCACAUCACCACCUUCUUCUACGCUGGGCACUGUACCUCCAGAUGGUGAGCAGCCACUCCAUCCCUCUACCUUGGCACAACUGAGACGACCCUCCUCCCAGCAGCGAGCCUCCUGGUACCUGACCGAAGGAGUUGAUUCCCACUUAGGCCUGACUCCUGAUUCUGAUCCUUUGGGAGCAUUGGGUUCCAAGGCCUCCCUAAACCAGCGUCGUUACUCCUUGGAGCUCCAGCAGCUGGUAAGACGACAGCAGCUUCUCUCCCAGCCGCCAUCUCACUCUGUCCCACCGCCGUACCCCGCUGCUGCCGGAUAUGGAUCUGCUCCGAGAGGUGGUGGAGGAGGACUGGCAGAGCAAGGCUACAACUCCGAAUCCGAGAGGCACAAGCGCUUCUCCCUUCAAGAGGCCCUGUUUUACAAGCGCCUCAGCACGGGCAGUGAAGUGUGGGACAACCCUAGGCCUGCUUCCCUGUCUCAUCCACCUCAUCGCCCAUCUGAUAUACCUGGGGGGAGUGUAGGCUUGUUUUACCCUCCUGGUCCAACCCUGAGCCCAUGUUCGUCGUUCAGCCUCCAGGAAUCUGUGCUGGUUAGCCCGAGGUCCAGCUUUGCCUCCAGCACGGCCAGCGGCGGAGGCGGGGGGAGUCCCAUGGGGAGCCGCUGCAGCAGCAACAGGACCAGCGGCAUCAGCUUAGGAUAUGACUCCCGGUACUCUGCUUCUGGUGGCCUCCCUGGCCAGCAGCAGCCCAUGCAGACUGGGGGGUCUUCGGCAGGUUAUGGGGCUUCAGGCAGAGCCGGGGGGAUCACCGUAGAGCCCUGGACUCAGUACCUGGAGGCAGGGGUGCGCCCAGGUGCAUACGACAGCCGCCACUCGUACCCACCUGCAGUGGGAAGUCCAGCGGCAGCGUGCUAUCAGGGAGGGCCUGAGUGGUGGGAGGAUCAGCAGGCAGGGGCGAGAGGGAAAGAUACAGGGGUGAUGGGCGAGAGGGCCCGAUACUCAGACCUGCCCGGCACCCGUUACCAGGAAGAGUUGACCCGACUUCUCCUGAGAGAUGCUGCUCGAGAAGGUGGCGGGCUACUGGAGGGCCUGAGGCUUAAGGAUCAGUGUCUACCCCUGGCCUCACUUUCUAAACCAGGCACAACAGCGCAGGGGUCCUCUUCAGCCGGUGGGCUGGUCAGACCUCAGGAGGACUCGGGAGGUGCAGCUGGAAGAGAGACCACGGAAAACCGGCAGGAGUACUUCGGUACCUGUGUGAAGUGUGGGAAAGGAGUGUACGGGGCAGAUAAUGCCUGCCAGGCUCUGGAUCACCUCUAUCACACUCGCUGCUUCACCUGCGUCUCCUGUGGACGCACCCUGAGAAACAAGGACUUCUACAAUGUCAACGGCUCUGUGUACUGUAAAGAGGAUUACAUGUUUUCGGGAUUCCAGGCAGCUGCUGAGAAGUGUAGCGUGUGUGGUCACCUCAUUCUGGAGCAGAUCCUGCAGGCUGUUGGGAACUCCUACCAUCCCGGCUGUUUCCGCUGCGUGGUGUGCUCCAAGGCUCUGGACGGGGUCCCUUUCACUGUGGACCAGAACAGCAACAUAUACUGCGUCGCGGACUACAACAAGACUUUUGCUCCAAAGUGUGCUGCCUGUUUGCAACCCAUCUUACCGACUGAAGACAGUGAGGAGAUCCUCAGGGUUGUGUCUAUGAACAAGGACUACCACUUUGAGUGCUACCACUGUGAGGAGUGCGGCAAGCAGCUCUCUGAUAAGCCCGGCUCGCAGUGCUUCCCUCUGGACUCUCAUCUGCUCUGCCACUCCUGUCACAUGAGCAGAGUGUGUGGCACACACAACGUUCCCCCACACAACAAACACUGAUCAGCUGUGCCUUUUUCUGUUUUUAAAAGAAUUCAUCACUAUGUUCUCAGUCUCUCUCGGUUGCAUCUUUUUAAAAUGAAACUGCUGAUGUCAAGACAUUUCUGUAGUCACAUUUCAUGUCGUCCGAUUGGUUUGUCACUUGUGCCGCCUGCUGUACCUCUUGUACCAUUACUGUACUAUAGUUAAAAAGGGAACUACUGCUUUUUAACCCCAGUGUUGCUACUGUUUGCUGUAGAAGAACAAAAGGGAUUUUGCUGAAUUAUGUUGUGUAUAUACAUUAUGACUAGCAAACUUUUGCACUUAAAUUCGACUUUACUGUAAGUUGUGUUACAUGAAUAUGUGCAAGCUGAAGAGAAAGUGUAAUUUCUGUAUGUUAAAUAUUUUUCAUUUGUGCUCAGAUUGUGUACUUACAGAUAUUGGUCAAAAUUUCAAUAAAAUUAAAUGUUAACAUUAUAAAUCUA
Molecule: messenger RNA, 3584 nt
Organism: Girardinichthys multiradiatus
Lineage: Eukaryota; Metazoa; Chordata; Actinopteri; Cyprinodontiformes; Goodeidae
Gene: ajuba
Product: ajuba LIM protein
Exons: 8
Coding region: 982-3123 (713 amino acids)
Biological process (GO): regulation of DNA-templated transcription; negative regulation of hippo signaling; cytoskeleton organization
Cellular component (GO): adherens junction; P-body; nucleus
Molecular function (GO): transcription corepressor activity
Source: RefSeq, a predicted model, not a curated record